This is a messenger RNA of Talaromyces atroroseus, 1473 nucleotides long. RefSeq lists its product as hypothetical. Gene Ontology annotation, molecular function: zinc ion binding. The record is from RefSeq and is a predicted model, not a curated record. NCBI's taxonomy places the organism in Eukaryota, Fungi, Ascomycota, Eurotiomycetes, Eurotiales, Trichocomaceae. The transcript has 2 exons. The coding region runs from base 1 to 1473 and encodes 490 amino acids. Gene Ontology annotation, cellular component: cytoplasm; nucleus.
AUGUCCAAAGAGGACAACACCGCCACGGCUGCCGCCGCCGCAGGCCCAGCCGAGCAGAUGGAUCGCAUGCUUGAUUCAAUGACCCAGAAGAAGGAGGGAAACGAAUCCCAAUUCCAAAAGCUUGGGGAUGUGGUCGAGGGCGAAGAUGACAAUGGUGUUGUUGAGGUUGAAAGUCUUUGCAUGAACUGCCACGAAAACGGUACUACUCGACUUUUGCUUCUCCGUGUCGCAUUUUUCCACGAUAUCAUCUUGGAGUCUUUCGAAUGUCCGCAUUGCUAUUUCAAAGACAAUUCCGUGAAGUCGGCGUCUCAAAUUCAAGUCUUCGGCACCAAAUAUACGCUGGUGGUGGAAAAUGAGGAGGAUCUUCAGCGACAGGUUAUCAAGAGCGACACUGCUAUCUUCAAGCUAGAGACGCUCGAGAUUGAAAUGCCAAAGGGAGAAAGCCAGCUUACCAAUGUGGAAGGCGUGCUUCAAAAGAUCCACUCUACCCUAGAGAGCGAGCAGGACUUAAGAAAAACACAAGCGCCAGAACUCUAUAACGCCCUGGAGGUUAUUAUUGGCAAGAUCGCCCUGAUGCUAAAGCGAGAGGCUUUCCCAUUCACCAUUUCGCUCGAUGAUAUGACAGGCAAUUCAUACAUUGCCCCUACCGCACACGACACUGGCAACAAGUACAAGCGUCGGGAUUACCCCCGAUCUCAUGAACAAAACGAGGAGCUUGGCAUUGCAGCAGACCCAGAUGCACAGAAGACCGAAGCCCAGAACAUGGUUCAGAGUGCCGGUAAUCCCGAAGAUCUCGAUAUUAUCGAUGGACAAGUCUAUACUCUCCCUGCGGAGUGCCCUGGAUGCGCGAAAUCAUGCGUUGUGAACAUGCAGAAAGUCAGCAUUCCUUAUUUCAAGGAAGUCUUCAUCUGGGCCACCAUUUGUGACCAUUGCGGAUACAAAACAAACGAAGUCAAAACUGGCGGUGAAGUGCCAGAAAAGGGCAAACGGCUGGUUCUCAAAGUGGAAUCCACCGAGGACCUAUCACGAGAUAUUCUAAAGUCGGAUACAUGUGCGUUGUAUAGCCACGAACUGGAGAUGUCUGUGCAACCUGGGACACUCGGUGGUCGAUUCACCACUGUCGAGGGUCUUUUGACCGAGGUUCGCGAUCAGUUGCAUGGCCAGAUCUUUGAUGUAGGAGACACUGGCGCCGGAGAUUCGCUCUCAUCCUCGGAUAAAGAGACAUGGACGCGUUUCUUCGACCGAUUGGACUCUGCAAUCAAGGGCGAAUUCAAAUUUGUUAUUACACUCGAGGACCCUCUGGCCAACAGUUAUGUGCAGAACUUGCAUCUGCCGGACCCCGAUCCUCAGCUCCACGAGGAGGAAUACACACGUACCGAAGAGGAAGAGGAGGAUCUUGGCUUGAGGGACAUGAAGACUGAGGGGUAUGAGAAAGACGAUGAGAAUGCCGAAAAGGAGGAAGCCACGGAAUAA